Molecule: messenger RNA, 715 nt
Organism: Paramecium pentaurelia
Lineage: Eukaryota; Ciliophora; Oligohymenophorea; Peniculida; Parameciidae
Source: the annotation of a GenBank genome assembly
AUGGCUUUGAUUAACAUUACCAAUAUAGUUUUUGAUUAAGACACAGCACUAUUCAAUAGUCCAAUCCAAAUGUAAAUCACAUUCGAAGUGAUGAGAUAAUUAGAUGAAGAAAUUGAAUGGAAGUAUUAAAAUAGUUGAAUUUUAGACUUAUUUAUAUUGGAUCACCAAAUAGUGAUAGAUAUGAUCAAGUGCUUGAAUAGUUCUCUAUGCCUCCUCUAUAAUAAGGAACUAUGUAAUUUACUCUAAUGAGUUCUGGUCCAAAUUUUGAGCUGAUUCCUAGUAAAGAUGAUUUAUUUGGCGCAAGUGCCAUUAUCCUAAGUGUUAAGUAUAGAAAACAAGAAUUCUUUAGAGUAAUUAUAUUUUAGUCUAAAAUUGUGAUUAGGUUGGGUAUUAUGUUUAUAACACUUAUUUGGAACCAGAAUUAAUUGAGAAUGAUCCUCCAUAAGUUCUUAUUGAAAGAGUAUAUAGACAAAUAAACACUUCAGCCCCAAGAGUUACUAGAAUCAAUAUUGAUUGGGAAGGUCAUAUGGUUCAAUUGUAUGUUAAUCCUCAAUAAAAUAAUUAAUCUUUCAUGUUCCAAUAAUAACCAAUUUUCAAUGAUAUUACUAAUAAUCUUGGGUAUUUAUCAGAACCAAUUCCAGAUAAAAUAUAAUAACAAUAAUAUUCUGGAGAAUUAAAUAAUAACUAAUACACUGAUCUUUAGAGUAUAUUUUGA